Molecule: messenger RNA, 1710 nt
Organism: Penicillium odoratum
Lineage: Eukaryota; Fungi; Ascomycota; Eurotiomycetes; Eurotiales; Aspergillaceae
Product: carboxylesterase
Exons: 1
Coding region: 1-1710 (569 amino acids)
Source: RefSeq, a predicted model, not a curated record
AUGGGCCGUGCUGCUCUUGCUAUUCUCGCUCUUUCAGCACUCACGGCAUGUGGUGAUGCAAGCCCUAAAGUCCGCUCUCAACAUGUGAUCUACGAAGGUACAUUAGCGAACAAUGUUGACUCAUUCCUGAAUAUUCGAUUCGGUCAAGAUACUAGCGGCAGCAAUCGCUUUAGCCCGCCAAAGUCAUUUACAUAUCCCCCUGGAACUGUGGUCAAUGCCACUCAAUCUGGUGCAGCCUGCCCUCAACAAAAAGACCCAAUUCCGAGUUUCCCGAUCUUCGAUAAUGUCACCAACGUCUCCGAGGAUUGCCUCAAUUUGCGAAUUGACAGACCAGCAAAUACAUCAAGCACCGAUAAGCUCCCUGUGAUGGUCUGGAUCUACGGGGGUGGAGACACGGUCGGUCAGAUCUAUGACACAGCCUACGAGCCGACCGCAUUAGUUCUCGGCGCAGCUGAGGCAGGUACACCCGUGAUCUACGUCGCCAUGAACUACCGGCUUGGACUCCUUGGUUUUGCUGCAUCAUCGGCAUUGAGGGCUGCAGAUUCCUUGAAUGCGGGUCUACUGGACCAGCGUCUCGCGCUCGAGUGGGUGCAGGAGCAUAUUUCGGCUUUUGGUGGUGACCCCGACAACGUUACAAUCUUUGGAGAGAGUGAUGGCGCUACUGGAGUUGGUCUGCAGAUUACAGCUUAUGGUGGUGAGAAAAAAGCACCCUUCAAGCGAGCCAUUAUGCAGUCUGGUUGCGCUAUUGCGGACACGGGUACUGCAGGCAACGUCUCCAUGGAACAUACCGCUGCCUUCAUCAAGUCUGUCAACUGCACUGCCUCAACGAGUACUCAAGAGCUCGCUUGUCUCCGGGCUCUACCGCUCGACACUAUUUUGCCUGCAAUGAUUGAAUACGAGUUCAGCAUUCAAUCAUCUGGCGGACUGGACGUCUUCAUUCCUACGUCUCCGUCAUCUUUUAUCCCCGAUAGUCCCUCCAGACUUCUGUCUUCCGGUCGGUUUACUCACAACAUCGAUAUAAUCGCCGGCUGGAAUGAGAACGAUGGUUCAUUAUUCUCGGACACCUCCGCCACGACUACCAAAGACGUCACCGAGUUCCUCGCAGCUCAGUUCCCGAACCUUUCUAAGAAGAACAUCCAAAAAGCCCUUUCCCUUUAUCCAAUUUCACAAUUCUCAGCCUACCCCUCAGAGGGCAUCGCAGCGCAGUUCUUCCAAGCUAGCCAGAUGUAUCGCGACACGGGGAUGACAUGCCCAAUCCUCUACACCGCGAAGAUGAACAGCAAGUUCUCCGACGCUUCUACAGCGACUUACCUCUACAACUUGAAUCAGACCCUUUUCACGCCGUUCCUGGCAGCAGGAGAUGAAUUGUUCUAUGGUGUAUGCCACUUCAGUGAUAUCCCCUACGUAUUCAACCAGGCAACCACCGUUUACGCAGACCUGGCCUCGACAUCUGAUAUCGAGCUUGCAAGCGAGAUGAGUGGCAGCUGGGCUUCUUUUGCAACGUAUGGUAGUCCUUCCAGGGCGAGUGGUUCGAUCUCUGGCUGGUCUAGUGCGGCAGCAUCUUCAUCGGGUGUUUAUAAUGUGCGGGUUAUUGGUGGGCCUUCAAGUGGAAUGAAAACUAUCCGGAACUCCCAGAGUUCGUGGGAGGAUCUGGCGCAGAGGUGUGCGUUCUGGAAUUCGGAGGAGGUGCUUGAACAGAUGGGUGUUUAG